This is a messenger RNA of Nezara viridula (southern green stink bug), 2776 nucleotides long. The record is from the annotation of a GenBank genome assembly. Lineage: Eukaryota; Metazoa; Arthropoda; Insecta; Hemiptera; Pentatomidae.
UGAGCUUCUCGUUGAUAGCCGUCACAAAGUUUAAGUACUGUUAUGUUUAGUGUUGAAUGUUGCCGGGUGUAACUGAAACUUCUUAAUUUUUUAUGGCUGAAAUAAGACGACGGAAUGUUUAUAGGUCCGUUGACCUAAAUAAUUCUGGUAAUAACGUGGAUGAUGCUGUAGAAGAUGCUCAUGGAUGGGAACCGGUAUUUCGUUUUUCUCCUUUAAGUGGUUUCGUUUUACUUCUUAUAUGGAGCUCAACUAUUUUCACCAUUGGAUUGUAUUUCAAUGAUAAUUUGCCUACAACUGACUCAGAUGUUUUGACCAAGUUUGAUUUCAAAACGGAUAAUGUACUUCAAGAUCUUAAGAUAUUAGCUAGCUUUGGACCAAAAGUCACUGGCAGUCAUGCGAAUGAAUAUGAAGCCGUCAACUUUUUACAUAAUCGUAUCGUUGACAUUAAAACCAAUGGUGGAUCGGCCAAUGAAAUUUCUUAUGAUCUACAAAAAGUUUCUGGAAAAUUUCCUCUUACCAUUUUUUCAAAAACUUAUGUCGUUACCUAUGAAAAUAUCCAAAAUAUCGUAGUAAAAGUUGGACCGAGAGGGAUGUCCAACUAUAGUUUAUUAAUAAAUUGCCACUUUGAUUCUGUACCUACUAGCCCAGGAGCCAGUGAUGAUGGUUUAAAUUGUGCCGUGAUGCUAGAAAUGAUAAGAGUUUUAUCUUUGUCUCCUAAAAAAUUGCCCCAUAAUAUAAUAUUCUUAUUUAAUGGUGCUGAGGAAAAUCCGUUAAUUGGGUCUCAUGGAUUCAUAACUGAACAUAAAUGGGCUCAUGAAAUUAAAACAUUUAUAAAUUUAGAAAGUUGUGGUGCCGGAGGUAAAGAAACUUUGUUCCAAGCAGGACCAAACCAUCCUUGGUUAAUAAAGACAUAUGGAGAAGCUGCUAAAUAUCCGAAUGGGUUAGUAAUUGCUGAAGAAAUAUUUCAGAGUGGCCUGAUUCCUUCAGAUACAGAUUUUAGAAUAUUUCGAGAUUUUGGUCACAUUCCAGGUUUGGAUUUCGCUCACUGCAAAAAUGGUUAUGUCUACCAUACCAAGUUUGACAAUAUUGAAAGUAUAGAGUCACCACAUGGAGUUAUUAAACAUACUGGAGAAAACAUUUUAUCAUUGUCUAAAGCAAUAUUAAAUUCCAAGGAAUUUAUUAAUCCUGCUAGCUACCAAACUGGGAAGCAAGUUUUUUUUGAUAUAUUUGGUUUAGUAUUCAUUAAUUAUUCGGAGGAUUUUGCCACCUCAUUGAAUAUUAUCACAUUAUUUAUAUCAUUGUUGGGAAUAAUUCUCACCAUUUCAAUGCUGAAUUCUUCUGGCAAUAUUUUGGAAGUUCUUGUGAAAUUUUUGAUGACUUUGUUAUCUCUUCUGACGUUUCUGAUAAUUGCAGUUUGCUAUAAUCUUUUUAUAGCAUUCGCAAUUGAUUUUUUUGGAUAUUCUUUGAGCUGGUAUACGAAUACAGGACUUUUAAUUCUAAUUUAUGUCAUACCCUCCAUUUUUAUGAUGAUAAUCAAUACAAUUGUUGUUGACAAGUGGAUAAUGGGAAAUAUUGCAUUUAAUGCAAAAAUUCUAUUGUCUUGUUUGAGCAUUCAGUUGCUUUGGACACUGUUUCUUUUUGCUAGUUUUUUCUUGAAUGUGCGAUCAUCAUACAUGCUUAUGAUUAUCGUACUUCCAAACGCAUUAUGGACUCUAAUUACUGUAUUACAAAAAAGAGGAAAUCGCAAACUUUGGCAUGCUUUGUUUAUUUUAAUAUCAUCAUUUUCUUCCUCCAUGAUUUGUUAUAACGGCAUUACAAGUUUUAGGCUUUUUAUUCCAAUCACAGGCCGUAUUGGUGUUUCCAAGAAUCCAGAGUUUAUAAUAAGUUUGUUGGCAGCACUCCUAUCAGUUGCUGCUUUUAGUUUUGUUACUACUUUAUUUUUGCAUGUGAAAAAACAACGGGUGGUUUUAAAAAUUAUGUUGGGUCUUCAUUUGAUGUCAUUUUUAUUUGUAAUUUCACCUAUGGGUUUUCCAUUUUCUGUUGAAACACCACAGAGGAUAUUCGUAACUCACGUGAAUAGACAAUUUUUUAAUUCACAAAUGUCUACUGAGUAUUCUGAUUCAUUGUUUUGGAUUCAAAGUAUGGAAAGAAGAGGAUGGCAUUUGAUUCCCUUCUUACGGGAUGCCUCACGUCUUGAUGAAUUUUGUGAGAAAAAUGGAUAUUGUGGACUUCCUUGGUUUUCAAAAGUGAGAGAAAGAACUGGGAGUACCUGUAUUCCUUUUGCAUCCCAUGGAUUAAAGGAUGAGACUCAAUUGGAAAUUAUUUCAAAAGAGUUGAUUGGAAAGGAAUUUCAUCUUGAAUUUCAAAUCUCAGGUUCUGAUCAUAUGGGGCUGAUUGUUACCCCAUCUGAAAAUGUAACACUCCUUGGUUGGAAUUUACCAUCCCAAGUUACACAGACUUCAAACAUAGCAUCAUUUGUUCAAGGAAUCCAUAAUUCAUCACAAACUAUUGUAUUAGAGGCAUUAAAGGAUUCUUCGGAUUCAGUAAUUACAAUUGAAGUGUACAGUUUAUACUUCCACCAUCAGCAAAAUUAUUCAUCUGAUUUUCAUAAAUUUCUUAAAAAAUUUCCUAAGUGGUCUGAUGUAGUUCCUGCUCUGGCUACUUAUAAAUUAUAUCUAUUAUAAUGUUCAAAUUUAAUUUAUAAUGAUUCAGUUUUAGUUACACAUAUAUGUUUUUUUUUGUACUGUUCAUAAAAUAUAUUAGUUUAAAACUGAAA